Rosa chinensis is the source of this 2301-nucleotide messenger RNA. RefSeq names its product probable protein arginine N-methyltransferase 3. Gene Ontology annotation, biological process: peptidyl-arginine methylation. The transcript is spliced from 7 exons. Bases 61 to 1965 code for a protein of 634 amino acids. NCBI's taxonomy places the organism in Eukaryota, Viridiplantae, Streptophyta, Magnoliopsida, Rosales, Rosaceae. Gene Ontology annotation, molecular function: protein-arginine N-methyltransferase activity. The record is from RefSeq and is a predicted model, not a curated record.
UCUAACUUUCUAUCUCUCACCUCUCUCUCUCUCUCUCUCUCUCUCUCUCUCAAAUCAGUCAUGGCGAACCGUACGGAAUACGACCCGACCUUGACAGACGACGAAGACGAAGUUGAGGAGCUCCAAGACUGGGACGAUUGGAACGCCGAAGAAGAAGAAGAAGAAGAGAGCUCCGACUUGGACUCAGACUUUCUCUGCUUCUUCUGCCACUCCAGGUUCAGUUCCUGCGACGAACUGUUCGACCACUGCAGCGCCACUCACCAUUUCGAUUUUCCCGCCAUUCGGAAAGCCCUGGGCUUAAGCUUCUACAGCUCCUUCAAGCUUAUUAACUACCUUCGCUCUCAGGUUGCGGAAAACAGAUGUUGGAGUUGCGGGCUAAGCUGUCAGUCCAACAAAGAUUUACAAAAUCAUUUACAUGAAACAGUCAAUUUGAAAGACAUUAAACCUAUGUGGAAUAGCGAUGAGUAUCUCAAGCCUUUUUUGCAAGAUGAUUCAGUCUUGUUUAGUUUCGGUGAAGAUGAAGAAGGCGACGAUGACUAUGCUGUAGCGGUUGACAAGGACGAACUUAUGAGUGAUUUGCGGCAUUUUGAAGAGAUUUGCAUUGAUCAUCAGAUUCAUGUGGAAAAGAUUGCUGGUGAGUCUGACAACUCUUGUGAGAGUGGGAGAAGGGAUGUUGAUUCACCAUCGAAUGGCUACUUGAACACAGCUAGCUCAUCUGGAAAGGUGACUGCCAACGGUGUGAAUUCAGGAGAGCAUGUUGGGUCAGCUGAUAGAAUGACAAAAGGGAAGAGUAUAAAAGCAUAUAUUCCAAAUCAUGGUUCAAAGGAUAUGAAGAAUAUCAAUGACGAUUACUUUGCCUCUUACAGCUCAUAUGGCAUUCACAGAGAAAUGCUCAGUGAUAAGGUAAGAAUGGAUGCUUAUGGACAAGCUAUUUUAAAGAAUCCCUCUCUCUUGAAGAGUGCGAUAGUGAUGGAUGUAGGUUGUGGCACAGGCAUACUUAGUCUCUUUGCAGCGCAAGCAGGGGCAUCAAGGGUAAUUGCAGUUGAAGCAAGUAAAAAGAUGGCUUCAGUGGCAACUCGGAUAGCAAAAGAUAAUGGUCUUUUGUGGAAGAGUCCAGUUGGCAGUACUACCGAUGGCACUGGGGUAAUAGAAGUGGUUCAAGGUAUGGUUGAGGAGCUUGAUAAAUCCAUGGUGAUUCAACCUCAUAGUGUUGAUGUAUUACUGAGUGAAUGGAUGGGGUAUUGCCUACUUUACGAGGCAAUGCUCAGUUCAGUGCUCUUUGCACGGGAUAAGUGGUUGAAGCCUGGAGGCGCCAUCCUCCCUGACACAGCAACCAUUUUUGUUGCUGGAUUUGGAAAAGGUGCUACGAGUCUUCCAUUUUGGGAAAAUGUGUAUGGUUUCAACAUGUCUUGUGUUGGGAAGGAGCUCGUUGAUGGUGCUGCUAAAGUCCCUAUAGUUGAUGUCGUGGAAGAUCAUGGUUUGGUGACCAGUGCUGCUAUUCUCCAGACCUUUGACUUGGUUACUAUGAAGCCAGAUGAAGUCGAUUUUACUGCAAGUGUUGUGUUGGAACCAAACUGUGAUGGUGCAACAAGUGGCUCAAAUGACUUGAAAUCUGAAACUACUUGGUGUUACGGAAUUGUCUUGUGGUUUGAGACUGGUUUUACCAGCAGGUUCUGCAAGGAAAAGCCAGCUGUUUUGUCCACGUCCCCAUAUACUCCUCAGACACACUGGAUGCAAACAAUUUUGACAUUCCAGGAACCAAUUGCUGUGACAUCAGGAAAAUCUUGGGUGGACAGAUCAGCAGCAGUUGGCACUGAAGUAUGUCCUGCUGCGAGUAUUCAGUUGCGUAUAAGUAUUGCCCGUGCUUCUCAACAUCGUAACAUUGACAUUUCCCUAGAAACUACUGGAAUUGAUCCUCAUGGUCGAAAACACAGCUGGCCUUUGCAACUCUUUAAUCUAUCUUAGUCUAAUGAUAAAGAUCCAGAAUCCUGGUGGUCGGUGCUUCUUAGCAUUUGAAUAUCCCUCUAUAUACUGCUGGAGCUUUGAUCUUUAUGGUCGGAAACACAGCUGACCUGUGCAACUUUAUAAUCUACAUUAGUUGCUCAAAAUCCAAGCUCACGCUCUGGAAAUCUUCCCUUUUUGGCUGCUGGUGUGGAUUGGGUUUGCCUCUGUAGUUCCAUUUUGAUUUUUCACCUGUUGAUUUUCAAUUGUAUGUUGCCGUUUGCCUAUUUUGUUCAAAACUGGAGUUGAUAUAUGACAAACUUUUUGGAAGCAGCUCCUACAGCCGGAAAUUUAUCACCA